UUAAGGCGUUUCACUCUGUAUUGCGCUCUCAGCGCGCACAGCGUCCUUGUAUCUGCUGUUUCAUUUCAUCCAAACCUGUUUUUAUUUCAUAUUUCUUUUUAUCAACAUAUCCUUCACUUCUGUGCGUUCAUCACUUUCAAUUUGCACGGUUAACGUGCAGGAAUAUAUCGGGAUAAAUGGCGCGUAAUGGAUAUAUAUUAAGCGCUCUGUGCGCGCUUUUGGCAGUCAUCGGCGCACAGGAUGUCCAACCAACCACCUUCAGAGAUUGUCCUGUGGAUUUGUUUUUUGUGUUGGACACUUCUGAAAGUGUGGCGCUCAGAUCCAAACCACCAGAGUUCUACAUCAACCAACUCAAAGACUUCACUAAACUAUUCAUUGAUGAGCUGGAGGACAAUAUAGUGCGACAGCCAUGUGAUCGUGAUCUUACGUGGAAUUCUGGAGCGCUACAUUACAGUGAUGACGUUGAGCUGGUGAUGCAGUUAGUCGACCUGAAGACAAAACGUCCUCAGCUGAAAGCUGCCAUUGACAAAAUCUCUUUCAUCGGCAAGGGGACAUACACUGACUGUGCCAUGAAGGAGGGGAUCGGCGAGUUGCUGAGAGCGGGAUCCUACUAUCAUGAGAACAAGUUCAUGGUGGUGAUCACAGACGGUCACCCUGCGACUGGGUACAAGGAGCCAUGUGGUGGGAUCCGAGAGGCUGCCAAUGAGGCACGGCAGCACGGCAUCAAAGUUUUCGGUGUGGCCGUAUUACCUGACGCAGAGGACAGCAGACUGGCUAUCAUUGCCACAAACCAGAAUUACAGACAAAACUUCACAGCUGCAGAUAGCAACCGUACCAUUCAACUGAGCAGCAUAAGGAGAAUGAUUAACAUAAUCACGAAUGAAACAAAGGAUGUGUGCUGCUCCUUUGACUGCCACGCUCCUGGAGGCUCUGUAGGACCACCCGGUGAGACAGGAUAUAGAGGAGAGCCUGGAAGACAUGGCAUGCCGGGAGAGAAAGGAGAUGUUGGCUCUGCGGGACAUCCUGGUGAUACAGGUCCAGUCGGUUACCAAGGAAUGAAGGGUGACCAAGGAAUAAAAGGUGCAAAGGGAGACAGAGGUCAUGCAGGAUACAAGGGAGAGAAAGGAAAGCAUGGCCUUGAUGGAAUCGAUGGGCGGAAGGGUGAACCCGGAUUCUCUGGUCUUCCAGGCUGCAAAGGGUCACCGGGGCCAGAUGGCUUGCAAGGAGAACCUGGCCCUAAAGGGGAUCCCGGUCGAUAUGGGAGGAAGGGAGAGAAAGGUGACCCUGGCAAAGAGGGCGAACCAGGAAGACCCGGAAACUACGGACCUUCAGGACCAAAGGGUGACAGGGGUUCUCGUGGUCCCAAUGGUGAUAAAGGCGAGAGAGGAGAUGAUGGACCACCAGGACCAGACGGGCCUAGAGGAGAGAGAGGCUUAGGUGGGGAGAAAGGUGAACAAGGUUCCCGUGGUAACAGAGGGCCUAGAGGCGAGCCUGGCGAGCCAGGACCCCGAGGUGAGCAAGGGCGCGAGGGAUCGGCAGGACCAAACGGAGACCCGGGUGUGCCAGGAAGGCAGGGGGCACCAGGUUAUCGAGGUGAUGAGGGUCCUACCGGGCCAGAGGGAGCUAAAGGGCCCAGAGGAAUUAAAGGGGCCCCCGGUGACAGAGGUCUGAUGGGAGAGAGGGGAACAGAUGGACCACAAGGAAACGGUACUGAGGGCUGUCAUGGUUUCCAGGGUUAUCCUGGGCCAAGGGGAGAUCCAGGAGCACCUGGUGGAAAAGGAACUCCUGGACCCAAGGGAGACGAUGGAGAGCCAGGUGACCCAGGAGUAGAUAAUGGCAGUCCUGGACCACCUGGGCCAAAAGGUGCCAAAGGCCACAGAGGACCCGAAGGAAGAGUUGGACCACCAGGACCACCUGGACCUGCAGGAGCUGAUGAAUGUGAGAUUCUGGAUAUCAUCAUGAAGAUGUGCUCUUGUUGUGAAUGCAAGUGCGGACCCCUGGACAUCGCCUUCGUUGUGGACAGUUCUGAAAGUAUUGGAGCUAAUAACUUUGCAAUUGCUAAAGACUUCAUCAUAACUGUAAUGAACAGACUUAAAUUAAAACAGUUUGGUGCUAAUGAGUCCCGUAUUGGUGUGGUGCAGUACAGUGGCAACAAUGCUCAAGAGGUCGUACAACUUGGUGACCCGAAUAUCAAGACCCUGAUAGACCUAAAAGAAGCUGUGAAGAAGUUGCGCUGGAUUGCUGAAGCUACGUACACUGGAGAAGCUCUGCAGUUUUCGCUGAACAAAAUGAUUAGCAAGCUUGUGACGGAGAGGAGCAUCGUCCUCGUGCUUACUGAUGGACGCUCGGACACCUUAAGGGACGAUGUGCCCCUAAAUGUAUUGUGUGGCAAGGGACUAAGGGUCGGUGGUGUUGGUGUGAGCGAUUAUGCAAGAAGAUCACCAAAUCUAGAACAGGUUGAUGAGGUCGUAUGCAAAAAUGAUCCGAGAAAAGGUUUCUCCUUUGUACUUGACAACUUUGCCAUCCUGCUGGAUGACAGCUUCUUGCAAAACCUGACUGAGAAAAUCUGCGCAGAAAAGAAAUGCCCCACUUAUACUUGUCCAAUUUCGUUUACCAGUAACACAGACAUUCUCAUCAUGAUGGACAGCUCGGCCAGCGUCGGCUCCAAAAACUUUAAUAUGACAAAAGACUUUGUACAAAAGCUGUCCAAUCGUUUCCUGUUUGCCGAAAAGGGGAACUUCCAGGUUCGGGUGGCCGUUGGCCAGUACAGCAACAGCGCCAAGUUAGAGGCAGAAUUUUCCAAAAACGCCACCCAGGUGGCUGGUCAGAUCGCAGGGGCCAAGUUCCAGAGCGCAGGUACGCAGGUGACAAACGCUCUCACCUUUGCCAUUCAGCGCUUCAGGCAAUCAGGAGGAAACAGGAAGAAGAAGCUUCUGGUCUUCUCGGAUGGUCGUUCCCAAGGCAUUAACGCCAUCCAGAUGGAGAAAGCUGUGGAGCAGGUGAGCAGCGCUGGCAUUGAGCUGUAUGUGCUGGCAGUAGGCAAUCAGGUGAAUGAGGCACACCUGCGUACCUUGGUGAGCCGCGGCCGACCCUAUGACAACACUUACGCCUACCGUCACCUUUUUAAAGUGCCUGACUACCGUUCGAUGGUCAGUGGUGUCUUUUACCAAACUGUCUCCCGGAAGAUUUCCCUGGACUGAGGCGGAGAAAGAAUGAUUGGGUAAUGGGAGGGGUCCAUGCAGGGAGUGUGUUAAUACAAACUAAGGGGGUGGGUUGCAACAUAUUAAAGAUUAAGGUGCUACAAAAGCUUGGUUCCCCAAAGGACCAUGCAGUCAAAGAAUCUGAACCAUUUUUUCUAGGAUUUUCAUGGUCUGAAGAAGUGAAACUUUCUUUAUGGAACCAUAAAAGCCGUGUAGCACCUUUAUUUUUAAAUGCGUAUAGCACAGGCUUUAUUUGUUUUAGUUUUUUUUUUGUUUAUUCAUUUUCAUGUGAUCUUUUAAUUUUUUCAUUGUCUCAUUUUACAAGACAGUAAAUGAUUGUUAGAUUUUUUUUAAAUUGGAUAAUGACUAUUUUUAUAUCACUUCACAUAAAGCGAUUAAUCAAGCCAUGUAUGAUUAAUCAUGCAAUGUAUGUUAAUUCUUCCAGCUGAUGUGUUGUAGUACUUUGGUUUUAUUACUAUAAUGGCUUGUCUAUGGCCCUAUUUGUUAUUUCUGAUGCUGAUUUUAGUGGUCAGAAGUUAAAAUAUCUGCAGAUAUAAUCUGUAUAAAUGCCCAAAUGGUUUCUUUAGUGGCUGUAUCAUCUCUAAUAAACACAUUAAAUGAUCAAUUUUACCACCAGGAUCUAAAAUUAACACUUGCAAUCAUGCGAGGGUAAGAUCUUUUUUUAUAUUACAAAAAAUUCAUGACAAUUUUGAAAUAUUGCAAAUACUUUUUAUUGUCUGGUAGAAAUGUAUGACUAGUGACUUUUCUUACUUUACCUCAAGGAUCUGCUAAAAAGUUAAUUUUGGACCCUGCUUUAGUUGUUCACAUUUUUUUAAUCUCACACAAAUCUUAAAGUUGCAUUGGUCUGUGGUACACUUUCAUCUAAUAUUUACAGUAAUAAGUACAGUAAUAAGACUUGAAUAUUAAUUUGGUGCUACCAAUGUAAACUCAGUUAUUCAAAUGUAAAUAAGAUGCAGGUUUCUUCAAAAAUGUUUUCUUUGACAUUAACCAAAGUUGUUGUUUACCUUUAUAUGUCAGAAAAUCAUUUGAGAAAGCUGUGUUUGAAAUAAAGGACGCUACACCCCUCA
Messenger RNA from Paramisgurnus dabryanus, 4288 nucleotides. It is a transcript of the gene col6a1, whose product is annotated as collagen, type VI, alpha 1. The record is from RefSeq and is a predicted model, not a curated record. Lineage: Eukaryota; Metazoa; Chordata; Actinopteri; Cypriniformes; Cobitidae.